This is a messenger RNA of Calliphora vicina (urban bluebottle blowfly), 2349 nucleotides long. It is a transcript of the gene Atg14, whose product is annotated as autophagy related protein 14. The coding region runs from base 153 to 1670 and encodes 505 amino acids. The transcript is spliced from 5 exons. Gene Ontology annotation, cellular component: extrinsic component of phagophore assembly site membrane; autophagosome; phosphatidylinositol 3-kinase complex, class III. The record is from RefSeq and is a predicted model, not a curated record. NCBI's taxonomy places the organism in Eukaryota, Metazoa, Arthropoda, Insecta, Diptera, Calliphoridae. Gene Ontology annotation, biological process: mitophagy; autophagosome assembly; cellular response to starvation.
UUUUUUUUACUAUAUACACUCUGUUGUUGUUUUCCUUUAUUAGUAUUGUGUAUGGAAAAAAAUACGUAAAAUUUGUGGAUAUCAUAUUUGAAAUUUAAUUAUUGUAGUUUAAAAUUUAUAGAAAACAUUGAAAAUAUUCACCUAAUUAUGUUAUGGCUUCAAGUAGUAGUGACGAAAGUUCAAAAGCCCCUGAAAACUUUCAAGUUUCUAGCACCUCGAACGAUGAAGAUGAUGACGAAGUUGUAGAAUUGAAAGGCAAACCCUCAAAGAGAUUAAAAAGAAAAUUGAAAUCUGGUGUCGGAGGUUUGGAUAGUGCUACGGCACCAUCCAUAAAAUGUUUAAUAUGUUUUACACAGCAACAUAGAUUUCACUGCCGUGAUUGUGUUAAAUCCGGAUACAUAACACGCAAGGGUCUGCCCCAUGGCGAAUGUUUAUCGGAAAAACAACAGAAAUAUUUAAAUAUACAAGCAGGCCUGAAAAUCUUCAGCCAACGCUAUGAACGUUUGAUAAAAGAAAAGCGAUCGAGUGAGAAUCUUAUGUUUGAAAUCAAGCGUCAUCGAGAACAAGUGGAUUUAUUGCAACAGCUAAUUGUCGAGAAGAAAACCAAUUUGCAAACACUCACUGAACAACGCAACGAAUUGUGUAAAGCCAAUUCGGAUAAACGUAAAACGUUGCCAAAGUAUCCAAUUAAGGUUAAAGAACUGGAAGACUAUGUGUUGGAUCGCAUAGAGAAAAUAGGAAAAUUACGCGAACGUCAUUAUUCGCACUUAGACAAACUUAAAGAUGUUACCCGUCGCGGUAUUAGACAAUUGGUAGAAUAUAUAUUUCCCAUAUCGGAAAUUGUGCUCAAGGAUGAACGUCCUCCUAACAAACCAAAAUUGCCUACAUCCCUAUCAGAUGAUACAGAAACUAUAGCCGCUUUGGCCGAUGCUAAGAACACAUCGUAUAUACGUGGUAAAUGGAUUUUUCAUGGGAGUGGCAUAAGUGAGAUGCAAUAUCGUAUUGUGGCACCAUCAUUGCCGGCAAAUGGUGACUAUUCAGCGUACCUGGAUUGGUUGAAAGACAACAAAGACGAUGUGCCCAAGACGACAGCUAACGAAAUAGUGCCGAGUCGCGUUAAUGGCUUUCGUAUUGUGGGUGCUUUGACGUAUACAACACAAUUAUUGCAAUUGAUUUGUUAUUAUUUAAAUGUGAGAUUACCUUAUAAAGUAGUUUAUGGAGAUUUUUGUAAAAAAUUAAAUGAGGAACAAUUUUUACGCAAAGUAUCUAGGCUUAAUUCAAAUAUUAUGUAUUUAGCCUAUACACAACAGGUUAAAUUGCGCUCUCUCAAUGAGAAUCAUACAUUGGAAAAUAUGCUUAUUAUAUUGGAUCCAGAAAAGAGUGAUUUGGGACGUCAUGGUUUUCAAGAAGUGGCAAAUGCACCAUUAAUGAAAUCUGUAGAUUCACUACUUAUUGGCAUUGAAACGGCCACAGAAUCAGAAUCAGAAGAUGAAAAUUCCUUACGUUUGGAUUGGGAGUCAGUGCCCAGCUUACCAACCCAACAGGAACUUAUCAAUACAAAUUUAAUGCCCACAGCAACUGGGCCACAACAACAAUCCACCAUUGCCGAGGGACUAAUGACAUCGGCGGCCAAUCGUUUAACAUCUAUAUUGCGUUGGAUCAAAAAAUGAAAGGAUUCUUACUUGACUGUGAUGUUUUUUUUUUUAAAUUUAAAUCGAAAAACUGGUACCGAAACACAAUCAUUCAUAACUAUUUACAUAUGUACUAUAUUUAGUUUUGCUUAUAUCUUAUAUGUAUUUCAAAUAUUUACUUGGAUUUUUCCAAUUCUUUUUUUUUAAGAAACUUUUACAUAUUUUUUUUCAAAGAAUUUAUUAUUUUUGAAAUUCCACGCUUUAAAACAUGCAUAUUUAUUUAGUUAAUAUGGCAAUGCACUUCAUCUCAAUGACAUGACCAUUUAAAACAUUACUUAACUAGUAAAUGUAAUAUUUAUUUAAAACUUUACGAACUUAAUUUGUGUCAUGUCUGCAAUAAGAAAUAAAGUUGGAGAAAUUAAAAAAAAAAUAUAUGUGUAUGUACGUUUUAAAUGAUUUUAUUUUAUUAAAUAUUUUUUAUAAAGUCUAUUGUAUAACAAAUAAUUGCCACUUGCUUUCCCGUAAGGCGCUAUUCAAGUGUACAUAUUCUACAUACAUUAAAUAAUAUAAAAUUUGAUCUUAUUACAUAAAAAAUGAAGUGAACAUUGUAAUAUACAAAUAUAUAUAUAUAUAUAUAUACAAUGUUUCAUUUCUUUUUACGAAUUACAGUAGUUUUAAUAAAUAUGGUAUGCCAUUACAUUUUCUAUGCACUUUCACC